UGUUUUGUUUGUAUUCUCCUCUCAAAUCAUUAGUGGUUGAGAUUUUGGACCCUAUGGUAUUGCUGUAUCCCUCUAUCUCAUGGCAACCCCAUUUAAACAUCAGAUUUUGUCAUCACUUCUCAUUAUAACCAUCAUCAUCACCAUUUCUACUGCAUCAUCAUCAUCAUCACUCUCUUUCCCCCCAAACCAUUAACCCCUUAUUCCCUUGUUGUUUUCUUUUGUUUCUUUUCCCCUUCCAGGCCAACAAUUCACCCUUAGAACAAUGCUUUAAACUUGUCAAAACCCUAAUCCCUUUCUCUCUCUGUGUCACACACACACACUCUUUCUCUCUCAUCCUGUUAUAUCAGAGACAACAAACAUGGACUUGACCCCCACCUUAGAUGCUGAUACUAAACCCACCCCCCCAAUCCACCCCACCCCAAAGUCUCUAACUUUCACCAGCGUCACACUGAAGCGCCACCCCACCACCACCGUUGGUCCUCCACCGCCGCCGCCGCCGUCGUCCAUGGUGGUUUCCUACAAAGAAUGCCUCAAAAACCACGCCGCCACCAUAGGUGGCCAUGCACUCGACGGCUGCGGCGAGUUCAUGCCUUCCUCCUCCACCAACCCCACCGACCCUCGCUCCCUCAAAUGCGCCGCCUGCGGCUGCCACCGCAACUUCCACCGCCGCGAACCCCAAGAAUCACACAACAACAACAACGUCAAUAACAACCUUAACACCACAAACACCAACAACAACAACAACCUUAACUCCACAAACACCAACACCAACAACAACCCCACUUUUCUCAACUGCAUCUACACCCCUUCAGCAGCACCACCCCACCGGGCCAUGAGCCAAAGCACGAGCCCGAGCCUGAGUUCAAGCCCGAGCCACAGUCCGAGCCCGAUGUCAAGCCCGUCACCGCCGCCACUCUCGCACGUGCCACCCUCCUACCACGCUUCGGCGCCCCACAUGCUUUUAGCCCUCGGCAGCGCCUAUUCUGCACCCUCUGAUGAACACCACCGAAAAAGUCUCAAUUUUUCGCCCGUUAUGAUGAAGAGCGAGAACCCCAAGAAGAGGUACAGAACCAAGUUCAGCAAGGAGCAGAAGGAGAAGAUGCAUAGCUUCUCUGAGAAACUCGGGUGGAGAAUGCAGAAAGGGGAUGAUGGGUUGGUUCAGGAAUUUUGCAAUGACAUUGGGGUCCCUAGAGGGGUCUUCAAGGUUUGGAUGCACAACAACAAGAACACUCUUAGGAAGAAACCAGAAGGUGGAAAUGCAAAUGCAAAUGCAAAUGAAAAUGAAAAUGAAAUUGCAAAUGCUCCUCGUGAUGGUAGCAAUGCUAGUGGUGGUGGUGGAUUUGAUAGUGAUAUUAACAACCCCUACAACCCAAAUAGCAGCAACAAUGACAUUCACAUGAAUGAAGAAGAAGAUGGUUGUGUCAAUGCUCAUGUUUCUCUUAAUGAGAUGUCAUCUUAAUUUGUCAAGAAAAAGCUUAGUUAGAUUGGAAGGUGGAAGUGGAAGCAAUUUGGCCAUGGACCAUGAUCAUUUUUGUUUAAUUAUUACCAUCUUUUUUUUCUUUUUUUUUUUUUUUUUUAUUUUUACUUUUCGAUCAGCUAAGACUAUACGAAAAUCCAGUUGUCUUAGUUUCUGUUAAAAUGUCGCAUUGUGUUUAUUUAUGUUCAUAGACUCCGAAACUAGUGUCAUUCCGAGACAUGUUUCACCCUCUUUUGCUGAUGGCUCUUUAUUGCUGUCACGUUUUCUUCUUGAUAAGUGCAGGUAUAUAUUUUAAGUGAUUUAACUGUGAAACGUUAAUAUUAUUAUUAAUUGUUCAUCUACUUUCUUUUAAAUAUCUACCUCCCAAAUUGCCCAUACUUG
Molecule: messenger RNA, 1858 nt
Organism: Cajanus cajan (pigeon pea)
Lineage: Eukaryota; Viridiplantae; Streptophyta; Magnoliopsida; Fabales; Fabaceae
Product: zinc-finger homeodomain protein 8
Biological process (GO): regulation of developmental process; regulation of DNA-templated transcription
Cellular component (GO): nucleus
Molecular function (GO): transcription cis-regulatory region binding; DNA-binding transcription factor activity
Source: RefSeq, a predicted model, not a curated record